CUGAGCUUCUAUACGGCCUCGUCGAGUAUAUAUAGGGCCUGGAUAUCGGCCCUCAAUCGAAAAUCAUCAGCACAACAAUCUCUUCUCUCUCUCUCUUGCCUUUCAAGUUUCUCCGACUCUUCAGUCUCCAGCACUCGCUUCUUCCUACUUAAUAAUACCGCACUCGUUGCCUUAAUAUCUAUUCAAAAUGAAGCUCACUUCCGUUCUCUUCACCCUGGGCCUGGCCACCAGCGUCUUCGCCAACCCCACCAAGGUGGCUCGCACUCCUUCCCUCGUUGAGCGGGACGUCGCCUCCAUCACCAGCGUCCUCUCCAACAUCGAGACCGAGGUCAAGGCCCUGGACACCUCCAUCAACAGCUUCAACGGCGGUGACACCUCCGGCGUCCAGUCCGCCUCCGACAGCCUGGUCAAGGCCAUCAACUCCGGUGUCACCACCGUCAACGCUGGUUCCACUCUGAGCAGCGUUGAUGCCCUCGGCAUCACCAGCCCCGUCCAGGAUGUCACCAAGCAGGUGCAGACCGUGGUCAACGACCUGAUCUCCAAGAAGUCGACCUUCGUUUCCGCCAACGCCGGCGCCAUCGUCUACAAGAACCUCCAGCAGCAGUACACCGCCUCCAAGAACCUGGCCGACGCCAUCACCUCCAAGGUGCCCUCCUCUCUGUCCGACAUCGCCAGCAACCUGGCCGCCGGUAUCACCGACGCCAUCCAGAAGGGUAUCGACUCGUACAAGGACCAGGCCAACGCUGCCACCGCCGCUGCUACCACCGCCGCCGCUGCUGCCACCACCAAGGCCGCUGCUGCUGAGACCACCGCCGCCGCCGCCGCUGGAACUGAGGCCGCCGCUCCCGCCGAGUCCUCCGCUGCUUCCACCAGCUCCGCUCCCCUGAUCCAGGCCACCACCAGCAGCGCCUCUGCCCUCGUCUCUGCCACCCCCAGCGGCUCUGCCUCUGCCUCCGCCAGCCCCGUCUUCACCGGUGCUGCCACCGUCGAGCGCGUCACCAUGACCUUCGGUGUCGGUGCCGCUGCCGUCGCCGUCGCCAUCACCGUCGGUGUCUAAGCAAUUUCAACUUCCUCACGAACCUGGACUUGCUCUCCGCGCUGACCGCGGAUUCACUUCCUGUGGCUGGUGGGACAUCCGAACGGUGAGAAAAAUUCGGGCUCCCCGCUACGGUUUGGUGCGACGGAUGCGAGAUUAAUGCAGCUGGCUUGCUUGCCCCAGUGGAUUUUCCGUCUCGCCCUGGUCUUUCCUACUUUCUUUCUUUCUUUCUUUUUCUGUCUAUCUCUGGAUUGUUGUGCUGUCGUUGUUGUUGGUUGGAUAUAGUUUAAUUACAGUAUAUCGCAGCAAUAUAUUUGUUCUGCUUGUCA
Aspergillus heteromorphus CBS 117.55 is the source of this 1365-nucleotide messenger RNA. RefSeq names its product cell wall mannoprotein 1 family protein. Lineage: Eukaryota; Fungi; Ascomycota; Eurotiomycetes; Eurotiales; Aspergillaceae. Gene Ontology annotation, cellular component: extracellular region. Bases 188 to 1057 code for a protein of 289 amino acids. The record is from RefSeq and is a predicted model, not a curated record. The transcript has a single exon.